This is a messenger RNA of Yarrowia lipolytica CLIB122, 1548 nucleotides long. RefSeq lists its product as uncharacterized. Gene Ontology annotation, molecular function: magnesium ion binding; potassium ion binding; pyruvate kinase activity. NCBI's taxonomy places the organism in Eukaryota, Fungi, Ascomycota, Dipodascomycetes, Dipodascales. Gene Ontology annotation, biological process: glycolytic process. Gene Ontology annotation, cellular component: cytoplasm. The record is from RefSeq and is a predicted model, not a curated record.
AUGAUUUACACCGCCAAUUCGUCCCCUUCCACCAACCUGCAGUGGCUCAGUACCCUGAACACGGAUGACAUUCCCACCAAGAACUACCGAAAGUCGUCCAUCAUUGGUACUAUCGGUCCCAACACAAACUCCGCCGAGAUGAUCUCCAAGCUUCGACAAGCUGGUCUCAACAUUGUUCGAAUGAACUUCUCCCACGGCUCGUACGAGUACCACCAGUCCGUCAUUGAGAACGCCCGAGAGUCCGAGCAGCAGUUCCAGGGCCGACCCCUGGCCAUUGCUCUCGACACCAAGGGCCCCGAGAUCCGAACCGGUGUCACCAAGGACGACAAGGACUGGGACGUCAAGGCCGGCCAUGUCAUGCUCUUCUCCACCAACCCCAAGUACAAGGACCAGUGCGACGAUAAGAUCAUGUACAUUGACUACACCAACAUUGUCAAGCAGAUUGACAUUGGCAAGAUCAUCUUCGUUGACGACGGUGUUCUGUCCUUCAAGGUUCUCGAGAAGAUUGACGGCGAGACCCUCAAGGUCGAGACUCUCAACAACGGUAAGAUCUCUUCUCGAAAGGGUGUCAACCUCCCUGGCACCGAUGUCGAUCUCCCCGCUCUGUCCGAGAAGGACAAGGCCGAUCUCAAGUUUGGUGUUGAGCACGGUGUCGACAUGAUCUUUGCCUCUUUCGUCCGAACCGCCAACGACGUCCAGGCCAUCCGAGACGUGCUCGGCGAGAAGGGCAAGGGCAUCCAGGUCAUCUCCAAGAUUGAGAACCAGCAGGGUGUCAACAACUUUGACGAGAUUCUGAAGGAGACCGACGGUGUCAUGGUUGCCCGAGGAGACUUGGGUAUCGAGAUCCCCGCCCCCCAGGUUUUCAUUGCCCAGAAGCAGCUGAUCGCCAAGUGUAACCUGGCCGGAAAGCCCGUCAUCUGUGCCACCCAGAUGCUCGAUUCCAUGACCUACAACCCCCGACCCACCCGAGCCGAGGUCUCUGAUGUCGGUAACGCCGUCCUUGAUGGUGCUGACUGUGUCAUGCUGUCUGGUGAGACGGCCAAGGGAACCUACCCCAUUGAGUCCGUCAAGAUGAUGCACGAGACCUGUCUGGUUGCCGAGAAGGCCAUUGCCUAUGCUCCUCUGUUCAAUGAGAUGCGAACCCUGACUGUCCGACCCACCGAGACCGUCGAGACCAUUGCUAUCUCCGCCGUGUCUGCUUCUUUCGAGCAGCAGGCCCGAGCUAUUAUUGUGCUGUCCACAUCGGGAACCUCCGCCCGACUGUGUUCCAAGUAUCGACCCAACUGUCCCAUUCUUAUGGUGACUCGAAACGCACAGGCCGCUCGAUUCUCCCAUCUGUACCGAGGCGUCUACCCCUUCAUCUACCACAAGGCCCGAGCUUCCAACCCUGCCGAGUGGCAGCACGAUGUUGAGGAGCGACUCAAGUGGGGUAUGGACGAGGCUGUUGCUCUUGGUAUUCUUAACAAGGGCGAUGUUGUUGUCGCCAUCCAGGGAUGGACCGGUGGUCUUGGCCACACCAACACUCUCCGAGUUCUCGAGUGUGUCUAA